Molecule: messenger RNA, 1043 nt
Organism: Prosopis cineraria
Lineage: Eukaryota; Viridiplantae; Streptophyta; Magnoliopsida; Fabales; Fabaceae
Product: E3 ubiquitin-protein ligase ATL23
Exons: 1
Coding region: 382-768 (128 amino acids)
Source: RefSeq, a predicted model, not a curated record
UGAAGACUUGUCCUUGCGAGAUACGAAACACGUCUCCCUUUCAAACGAUUAGAAAAGCGCAUAGAAGGAAGGGGGCUUGUAUUCGCAACAAAAAGAUAAAAGCCAAACAGCCUAGCCCUUGUUCUCUCGCCUUCCCGACUUAGCCGUUGCUCACGAAACCCCUCCACGUCACCGUCUGAAUCAAACUCUCUCUGGUAUUCAUACACCAUAUUUCUCUGUAAGUUUUUUUUUGGCUUCAUUCAUAACCAUAAGUCGCUAUGGUUUGCAUCUGUGGUCACGGCCCAUCUCCUUCCCCUUCGCUUCUCUACCAACCGCCGCCACAUUAAUUGGCCUCUCGCUCCUCUAUUCCUCUGCCCCAAUCGGAACAUCCCACGCGCCAGAAUGAUCGAUUCCGUUCUCCUGGCACUCUUCUUGCCCUGCCUUGGCAUGAGCGCCGUCUUCAUGGUCUAUAUGUGCCUUCUCUGGUACGCCACCACCCACCGCCCGCAGGUCGUAUUGCCGUCCAAGCCCGCGCCGGAGAAGGGCUUGUCGGCGUCAGAGCUGGAGAAGAUGCCCAAGGUCACCGGGAAGGAACUGAUGAUGGGGAGUGAUUGCGCGGUGUGUCUCGACGAGAUCGAGAACGACCAACCGGCUCGGAUGGUUCCGGGUUGCAACCACGGGUUCCAUGUGGAAUGCGCCGAUGCCUGGCUUUCCAAGCACCCUCUCUGCCCGGUUUGUAGAGCCAAGCUGGACCCUCAGCUUCUCAAUUCCUGCGAAAAUCCCUGUUGACUGUUAGCUCAACUUUCAUUGAUGCAACACUCGCCGCCGUUCAUCGCCGUUGGGGAAAUUAAUACAGGGUGAAAACAGCUCGUUUGCCGUCGGCGCUCUGCGUCGUGUAGAAAUUAGUUAUAAAGUGGUGUGCGUUCUGGUUCUGGAGGAAUGUAGCCAGGAAAGUUUAUGUUUCUGGGAUUGUAACAUUGAUUUGCCUAUUAUGAGUGUGGAGGCGGAGGAUUUAUGUUCUCAAUCUGAUUGAUUGAUUAUAUAUUCUGUUUUCGGCGUUCAAA